Acaulospora morrowiae is the source of this 1551-nucleotide messenger RNA. Lineage: Eukaryota; Fungi; Glomeromycota; Glomeromycetes; Diversisporales; Acaulosporaceae. The record is from the annotation of a GenBank genome assembly.
AUGAAUUCAAAGACUAGGAAAGCAAUAAAUUCUUCGAUCGACACUUUCAAUCAUUACUGUCACUUAAGAAUAUCUCCCAGUUCUUGCACAGCUUACACGGCCAUUAACAAAAAGAUUAAUCCAAUGAAACCGACGCAUGGUGUAGGAUGGAAUGAUUCUUUAUUUGUGCAAUGUAAUUUCGUCUACGUGGCUUAUAUGGCCGGAGUAAAUGUGGCUUACGGAGAAACUCAUCCGGAUUUGAAUUAUUUUGAAAACAUUGAACUUCUAGUUUCCAAGUCCACGUUGCAUAUAUUGUAUGUCAACCAAUUUUAUACCAAGAAAAAUACAAGAAUGGACGUAUUACUCAACAGGACAUGCCCGCGGGAACCUUCUGUGGAGAAUCCUUUUGGAUACAAGGCAUUUCACGAUGAAUAUGGAAAUUUUCACCUGCCGUUGUAUGCUACAGGUUGGAUAGUGGCAUCAGCGUUUACAUUUUUAGCAUGUGUGCUAACAUUUAUGCUAAUCUUUCAACAUUUGAAAAACUAUACUAAGCCAAAAGAACAGAGGUUAAUAGUCCGGCUGCUAUUAAUGGUCCCGGUGUACACGGUAUUCGACCUACUCGCCUAUCUCUUUAUCUAUCAGUCCGUCUACUUCACCACCAUACGCGAUGCCUACCAAGCCGCUGCCAUCAUUUCAUUCUUUUAUCUGCUCCUGGAAUAUUUGGGCCCCAAUGAGCUCGACCGAAAAACAAAAAUUUCCAGCGUUCAAUCCACUCGAAUGCCAUUUCCUCUAUGUUGUUGGCAUUUCAAUCCUAGCAAACACCCAUUGUUCUUGCCGGCAUUAAAAAUCUCGGCGGUUGGUAUAUAUUGCAAAGCAAGUUGGUCAAUUUACUUCCCGCAGAUUCAUUUGGUAAUUGUGCAGACAAUUUCUUCAGUAAUUGCGAAUAUGAGUAUGAAUAUUCUUUUCGUAACUGUUAGAGACGAUUUAGCGCACCAACAAUUAACAUUAAAAGAUGUCUGCAUUAACUGGGCCCUUUUCUUUGUUACAUAUCAAGGCCACGCCCUAAGUAUUUUGGUGUCGUUAAGUAAGACAAUUAUGAUUAUUGUUCGUAAAUUGGUUGAGACUGCUGACGACGUGUCAACUGGAAUCCAAUCUAUACUCGUGUCCGUGGAAUUCUUUUUAAUCUCCAUACUCCAACUGAAGGCGUUCUCUGCUCAAGAAUAUCGUGACCAACCUUCAUCUACCAAACCCUCCUCAUUAAUAUUAUACCUACUAGACGCCAUAAAUCCGUAUGACGUGAUCAAAGACUUCAUAUACGUGGUGAGAUUCAUAUUUGAACACGUGUUGCUGGGUGGUCCCGAGCCCAAGGUGGCUCCCGCCAGACCUUUAUUAAAUCUGGGAAGUUUUGUGUAUCUGGACCGACCUGGUGCCAAUGAUGAUGAAGUAGACGAUGAAUAUAUUGGGGAAAGAAUGCCCGUAAUAGACUUGGGGGAGAUUAGUAAUGAUGAGCAAAAAGGUAAUAAUGAGAAAGACAAUACAAAUGAGAAGGGUGAUAAGAGCAGGACGGAAUGA